Molecule: messenger RNA, 1043 nt
Organism: Papaver somniferum (opium poppy)
Lineage: Eukaryota; Viridiplantae; Streptophyta; Magnoliopsida; Ranunculales; Papaveraceae
Product: E3 ubiquitin-protein ligase MPSR1-like
Exons: 1
Coding region: 174-833 (219 amino acids)
Biological process (GO): protein ubiquitination
Cellular component (GO): cytoplasm
Molecular function (GO): ubiquitin protein ligase activity
Source: RefSeq, a predicted model, not a curated record
GAAAUCCACUUUCUAGAUCUUUCUACAACUUUCCUGUGGGCUGUUCUCAACCUUCAUAAAAACCAUUCUUCUUCGAAAAUAUCAAAUUCAUAUUUCAUUCUCUCUAAAUUUCUCUAUUUCUCUGUCAAAAAUCUUCAUAUUUUUCUUCCUGUUUUCAGUUUUUGUGAUCAGCAAUGGCAGCUAAUUCAGAAUCAGAAGCUAAUUUUGUUGAGCAACUAAUCAGUUCAAGAAACAGAGAUAUUUCGUUUUUUCUACCCUUUCUAUUUGGUCUUUCUUCAACUUCUUCUCCAGAAGGAAACAACAACAACACAAACCCUAAUCAAGAAACAGGAGGAAGAAAUCAAGAACGGAUCAUACUAAUCAACCCAUUUACACAAGGGAUGAUUGUGAUCGAAGGCGGUGGCAGAGGAUUUGAAGAUUUUCUCCGUGAAAUUUCAGAAAAACAAGGUUUAGCACCAGCAACAAAAGCUUCAAUUGAUGCUAUGCCGAAGGUUGUGAUUACAGAGGAGAUGCAGAGAGAUUUAGAGUGUUCGAUUUGUUUGGAUGGGUUUGAAAUUGGAAGUGAAGCAAGAGAAAUGCCCUGUAAACAUAAGUAUCAUGGAGAUUGUAUUGAGAAAUGGUUAGGGAUUCAUGGGAAUUGCCCUGUUUGUAGAUUUGAAAUGCCUGUUAAUGAAGACGACCAAGGUAUGAAGAGAAACACCAACAACGGCGGUGCUGGUGGUGAAGAACCAGAGAGGGGAGAAAGAAGGGGUGUUGGUGAGAUUUGGGUUACUUUAUCUGUUACCAGAAGAAACCCUUCUUCUUCAACCAACUCUGAUAAUCCUUCAAGUUGAGAAAGGGGGAAAAUUUAGUCAAGGGGGCAAAUUAAUCAAGAAAGAAGUUGGAAGAACAGCAAAAUUUUGUAAAUAGGCUCAAAACCAAUGAUUUUUUUUCUUUUUUUAAUUUGAUUAUUUCUUGAUUGUUUUUUUCUUUUUUAGGUAGUCUUUUGUAUGACGAGUUUUUCAAGUUGAUGAAAUAUGAAUGCACAGUGUUGAUAUCUCAAA